GGGAGCAUGGGUGUCUGGACCUUAGGCACUGCUAUCUUCCUGAGUCUUUGGGAGACUUAUGUGUGUCCAAGAAGUCCUGGAUGGAUGGAUUUUAUCCAGCACUGGGGAGUUUGUUGCUGUGUUGCUUUCAUUUCCUCGAGCCUCCUCUCCGCGGCCUUCUGCUGGUUUCUGUCACCGGUCGCAGCGCUCACCACCUCCUGGAUUACCAUGUGUGUCCUGCUGUGUUGCUCCAAGCACGCGCGAUGUUUCAUUCUACUCGUCUUUCUCUCUUGUGGCCUGCGUGAGGGCAGGAACGCUUUGAUUGCAACUGGCAUGGGGAUAGUGAUCUUUGGACACGUGGAAAAUAUUUUUCACAACUUCAAAGGUCUCCUAGACAGUAUGACUUGCAAUCUAAGGGCAAAGAGCUUUUCCAUACAUUUUCCACUUUUGAAAAAAUAUAUUGAGGCAAUUCAGUGGAUUUACGGCCUUGCCACUCCACUAAGUCUAUUUGACGACCUUGUUUCUUGGAACCAGACCCUGGCAGUCUCUCUUUUCAGUCCACGCCACAUCCUGGAGGCACAGCUAAAUGACACCAAAGGGGAAGUCCUGCAUAUCUUGUACCAGAUGACGACUGCCAUGGAGGUGGCGUCCUCGUUGGGUCGGAAGUCACUUGCCCUCGCGGGGCUUUUGCUGGUCCUACUUGGCACUGGCCUCUUCAUGAAGCGAUUUUUGGGCACUGGUGGUUGGAAGUAUGAAAACAUUUACAUCACCAGACAAUUUGUUCAGUUUGACGAAAGGGAGAGGCAUCAACAGAGGCCCUGCGUCCUCCCGCUGAACAAGAAGGAAAGGAGGAAGUAUGUUGUCAUCCCGUCUUUCUGGCUGACUCCUAAAGAAAGGAAAAACCUGGCGUUGUUUUUCCUCCCCAUCCUUACCCAUCUCUACAUCUGGGUGCUGUUUGCAGCCGCAGAUUAUCUGCUGUAUCGGCUCAUUUUCUCAGUGAGCAAACAGUUCCAAAGCUUGCCGGGGUUUGAGGUUCACUUGAAACUGCACGGAGAGAAGCAAGGAACUCAAGACAUCAUCCAUGAUUCUUCCUUUAAUAUAUCUGUGUUUGAACCCAACUGCAUCCCGAAACCAGAGCUCCUUCUAUCUAAGACCUGGGUUCCUCUCAGUAUUAUCCUUGUGAUAUUAGUGAUGCUGGGACUGUUGUCCUCCAUCCUGAUGCAACUUAAAAUCCUGGUGAUAGCAUCCUUCUACCCCAGCGUGGAGAGGGAGCGCGUCCAAUACCUACAUGCAAAGCUACUUAAGAAAAGAUCAAAGCAGCCACUGGGAGAAGUCGAAAGCAAACUGAGUCUGUACCUCACAAAGAUUCAUUUCUGGCUUCCAGUCUUGAAACUGAUUGGGAAGAAACAAGGGGACAUUGUGAGUAAAGGCAAUCCAUGAGAGGUCCUGUGUAGCUUUUCAGCCACACUGCACCA
Lemur catta (Ring-tailed lemur) is the source of this 1454-nucleotide messenger RNA. RefSeq names its product dendrocyte expressed seven transmembrane protein (gene DCSTAMP). The record is from RefSeq and is a predicted model, not a curated record. Lineage: Eukaryota; Metazoa; Chordata; Mammalia; Primates; Lemuridae. The transcript has 3 exons. Bases 7 to 1419 code for a protein of 470 amino acids. Gene Ontology annotation, cellular component: membrane.